AUGCCUUACCAUCCAAUUGCUCCGCGCUUUGACUUAUUCCAAGGUUGUGAGAUCCCCGGCGCUGGUUUUGGUUAUGUUGCACUGCAAGAUAUACCAAAGGGCACGAUACUUCUCGAAGAUACUCCUAUCUUUCGAUUGCCCGAAGGAAUCACCAAUGAGGUGGUGCGAAACCAUCUCAUCCGUCUACCUCCUACUGUUCAGCAACAAUUCAUGGAUUUGUGUAUUGGGUAUCAGUAUCUCAACGAUGGUGAAUACCUUGGCCGUUUCCGUGCAAACGCGCUCCCAUGCGGCUACGAUAACGUUGACGGGACCGGUCGUAAACUCGCCGGACUUCUACUCCUGGCGGCCCGUUUCAACCACUCGUGUGUGCCAAAUGUCACUUUCAAAUGGGAUUCGCAGGCUGGAGUGAUGCGAUUCUGUGCCCUUUCCGCAAUCUCAAGAGCUCAAGAGCUCUGCAUCGCGUAUGAUGUAUCGAGCCUCCUCUUUACUCGCGAUGCUCGACGUGCUAGGCUCCAGGGGUCCAGUGGCUUCUUAUGCCACUGUCCCGCCUGCAUUAUUGAGAACAGGGAUUCGGAUGACCGACGAGUGGCAUUGUACAAAGCGAUCGUGCAGCCGCCACAACGAAGCCCAAGAGAGACACAAAUCGAAUUUCUCUCUCGACGAUAUGCGCAAAUUUGUACCGCAUUGACGCUGCUGAGGAUGGAAGGCCUCUCGCACUUCCGGGAGACCCUGUACUUCGAUGGGUACAAGCUCUGUGAGGAGGCUGGCGACCGCAACAACGCCAUGCUUUGGCUCGCACAAGCGUCUGCUGCCGCUGCUACGGCUGCAGAGAGCAAACGCUGA
Serendipita indica DSM 11827 is the source of this 843-nucleotide messenger RNA. NCBI's taxonomy places the organism in Eukaryota, Fungi, Basidiomycota, Agaricomycetes, Sebacinales, Serendipitaceae. The record is from the annotation of a GenBank genome assembly.